AUGGCAGCCGGUCGCCCGGAGGCACAGGACCACCCGCCCGAGAACGGCUUCACCCCAUUGGAUCACCCGCCACCCAGGCUGCUACCGCAUAUCGACGGCUCGGUUCUUCCGUCUCUCGGGGGGUUCGGGAGGCACCAGAAGCAGCUCGUAGUCCUGACCUGGAUACCGGCAUUGUUCAUCGGCUUUAGCCAGUUCUCGGAUUAUUUUCUCCUGGCACAGCCAAAUGGCACGUGUUUGCAACCUUUGGCGAACGACACCAAAUUGAACGUGGAAUCCUAUUCGGUACCUAGUACCGAAGAUGCAUCCGCGUUUCAACUCCAGUCCAACGGAACCGGGGAUGAAUACGGCGACGGCAGUGGAUUACUGUGCGCCUGCAAGGAGAGGACAUUGGAGCUCCACACGGGGCUUAGUCAGAAUGUGGUUACCAAGUGGAACUUGGUGUGUGAUUCAGCCUGGAAAGUCCAUAUUGCCAAAUUUUCUCUUCUUGUGGGUUCCAUAAUAGGCUACCUAGUGAUGGGUGUCAUGGCCGACUGGUUCGGUCGACACCCAGUGUUGAUUCUCUCUGUGCUCUUCAUGCUGGUGUUUGGUUUGAGUGUUGCCUUCUCUAUAAAUGUCACCAUGUUCAGCACCUUGCGUUUCUUUGAGGGUUUCUGCUUGGCGGGCCUCGCUCUCUCUCUCUACGUGCUCAGGGUUGAGCUUUGCUUGCCUGCCUGGCGUUUCUCCAUGACCAUGGUGGCCAGUUUCCUGAUGGUCGGAGGACAGCUACUGAUGCCCGGUGUGGCUGCUUUGUGCCGCAAUUGGCCACAUCGAGAUGACUGGCAGGUCCUGCAGAUCGUUAUAAUAAGCCCUUUCGUGUUGAUGUUGCCCUACGUCUGGAUUUUUCCUGAAUCAUUACGGUGGCUGUUGACCACCCAGCACUACAGACGCUCAAAAACUAUGAUGCUGCGCAUUGCAAGAAAGAACCAGAUUGAUUUGGCAAGCGAACCUAGCGGAGUUUUCACAGAGCUAGAACAGGAGCUGCACAAGAAACCGCACAGAACCUGCAUCGUGAAAAUGAUGAGCACAAGGAACCUGUGGAAAAACAUUGUGGUUCUGUGUGUCAACUCGCUGACAGGAUACGGGAUACACCACUGCUUCGCUCGCAGUAUGAUGGACCCCGAGGCCCAACCCACUGCUUUGUGCCACACAGACUACUACACCAUGGCCGGCAUCGCUGUGGCAACAUGCUUGGCACUGUGCCCCAUGGUCGGACUCAUGGGUCGACGAGGAGGGCUUCUUACCUUCAUGAUCAUCACGGCCCUUGCAUCACUAUUGCAGCUAGGCUUGCUCAAUUUGAUUGGAAAGUACAGUCUUCGUCAUGAUACAGUUCUGCGAGAUAGCCUAAAAAGGAAAUUCUCUGUGGCCUUCUCCAUCAUUGGCAUGUUCUCUUCUCAUGCUGUCAGCACUCUCAGCAUCUUCUUUUGUGCUGAAAUCACACCAACUGUUAUCAGGGGCGGGGGUCUAGGCCUGGUGUUGGCUAGCGCUGGCUUUGGGAUGCUCACUGCGCCCAUCAUGGAACUCCACAACCAGAAGGGCUACUUCCUGCAUCAUGUGAUCUUCGCAUGCUGCACGCUGCUGUGCAUCAUUUGCCUGCUACUGCUCCCCGAGCCGCGGGGUCAGCCACUGCCCGAGACCCUGGCCGACGGAGAGACGUUCACCAGGCAAACAUUGCUCCAUCCGGGCGAGCAGCACCUUCUUCUCGCCAAGAGCGACAGGGACUAUUCCCGCGUGCACGACACGCCCCUUCACAUGUCCGCCACGGGCGGCGCUACUGUUGCAGCAGCCACCGCUCUGGCAGCGGUACCUGCCUCAUACUCCUUGGCGACUGGUGGUGAGGUGAUUGGCAACCAUGCAAUGGCCAAUGGGGUUUGA
Molecule: messenger RNA, 1911 nt
Organism: Nerophis lumbriciformis (worm pipefish)
Lineage: Eukaryota; Metazoa; Chordata; Actinopteri; Syngnathiformes; Syngnathidae
Source: RefSeq, a predicted model, not a curated record